Molecule: messenger RNA, 1606 nt
Organism: Wyeomyia smithii (pitcher-plant mosquito)
Lineage: Eukaryota; Metazoa; Arthropoda; Insecta; Diptera; Culicidae
Product: zinc finger protein 652-A-like
Exons: 4
Coding region: 132-1532 (466 amino acids)
Biological process (GO): regulation of DNA-templated transcription
Cellular component (GO): nucleus
Molecular function (GO): zinc ion binding; RNA polymerase II cis-regulatory region sequence-specific DNA binding; DNA-binding transcription factor activity, RNA polymerase II-specific
Source: RefSeq, a predicted model, not a curated record
UGUGUCAAAGUUUUGCCAAACUCGUCAGUGUUUACAAAUCGUUCGAAAGCCAUUUCUACUGAAUUGUUACUUUAAACUGAAAAAACGGAUUAAAAAACGUCCUUCUGGACGUUACGAUAUCAUCAAAAGCAAUGCCGCUCUGCCGCGCGUGUGGACAAAGCAUACCGGACGAGGAACAGUGUGAAACUCUGGAGAAGUACGUGGAAACAUACUUCAAUUUGACUACGAUUCAGCUUCGAGAAUAUGAAGAUCCAAGUCUCUCAAAGGUUUGCAAGCAGUGUGUGGCGAAGUUGGAAGAUUUUGACAACUUUCGGAAAAUCUGUCUCCAGGUGCACAGUCGAAUGCACAACAUAAAAAUUGAAGCUCCGGAAGAGGAUUUUUAUGAGGAAACAAUCACGGUUGAAGUUGAUUUGAAACCAGAAGUGGUGUAUGCGAAUCAGUCUGUGGAACCUAAUCUAUUUUCAUCUGAUAGUGAUCUCGCUGCUAUGAAACCGGAUGAAGAUUCUGGUGAUGAUGAUGAUACUGACAGAAGCGAUGAUGAGAAUUACGACGAUGACUCUGAGGAUGACGAUAGCAGUGAUGGGGAAAACGACGACGACGAUGAUGAUGAUUAUAAUGAUGACUCUGCUGAAAAGAAUGCUGAUGGAGAAGACAUUAAACCGAAAAAGUCGCGAGGGGCUAAGAAAUCAAAAAAGUCCGGCAAGCACAGAUUGUCCGAGCCUAAAAAACCUCGCGCCAAAUGGGGCAGCAUGAAGAAGAAAGAACCCAAGGAGCCAAGAACUGUCUUCCCCUGCGACAGGUGUCCUAGGAAAUUCUUUGUCUUAUUCAGAUUCAACGCUCACAAGCGAACACACGACGGACUCAAACCGUUCGAGUGCGAAACCUGCGGAAAGGCAUUUUCUACAUCGAAUAAUCUUAAACUACACAACAUACAGAAACACAGCAACAACAGAAUCUCCCUUCCCUGUGAUCAUCCAGGUUGUGAGCAGCGUUUCGCUACAAGGCUGGGGCUACAACGGCACAAGAGACGCAAUCACGAUCCAAACUACGUAAUGCCUCCUCCCAUACCGUUCAUUUGUGACGUCUGUGGGAAAAAAUUCACCACCAACGGAGGAUUGAAGAGACAUCGAUACACCCACACGCCGGGAGAGAUGCCGUUCGUCUGCGGGAUAUGUUCGAAACAGUUUCCCACCUCCAACAAGCUAAAGGAGCAUACCAUGCGUCACGAAGGCGUGAAAAAUCACACAUGUCCACAGUGCGGUCUUCGAAAGACAACCAUGCAUGAGCUGAAAACUCACAUCAGAAAUAUGCAUUCAGAGCCGCGUUCUUAUUCGUGCGAAAUUUGCGCCCGGCAAUUCAGUAAUACCGGUAGUUUAGGUCUGCACGUGAAAAUUGUACAUCUAGGGCUGAAGCCGUACGUUUGCACCAUCUGCCAGUGGGCAUUCGGAAGAAGUGAUCACCUCAAGCGGCACAUGAAAAGCCACAUGCGGGCGGGCUUGGUGAAGCCUCCAGAUGCCAGUGCAAGCGUUUGAAAUUAUAUAUUAUUGUGCUAAGGAGUAUUAAAAAGAAAAGUCACUAAUUGUAAGGUGUAAUUCGCGUACUAAUG